AGGCAGCGGGCAGACGCAAGCGCCAGGGUGCCCUCUCGGGCAGCGCGGAGCCUCGUCACUCCUGGGUGAAACGCGAGGCUCGAGUGCGAUAAGUGCCGCUCCCCGCGGUGUGUGUGUGCGCCCCUCCCCAGCUACGCCGGAUUCUGAAGUGGGGUCUUUUCUCCAAUUCCUAAUUCAGCACGACGCCGCACAGGUUUUCAGCGGCUUGCUCGUAAGGCAGCCCCCAAUAUGCAGAACUGGGCGCUUGGCGCGCGCGCUUCCUCCGAAGGCAGCCUCCGCCGGGAGUUGGACGGGGCUCCCGCGCAGCGAAGUGCGCCUGGAAGCGCGCCGCCAAGCCUCGAUCAUUAUAGGCGGCGGCGGGGUGCGGUGCAGUGGGGUGGGGUGGCCCCCAGCUGCCAGCCAACUCGCGGUAGCCCGCAGCCACACCCCGCUGGCUGGCGCCCUUCCAGCCGGGCAGGCUGCACACCUGGCGCGGAAGGAGGCCGGCAACUCGGGGGCUGGCGCUGGGCGCUGCACGCAUUUAAGGGCUGCCGCGCGGCGCUCGAGAGGCUCUGACCGGGAAGCGGCUCCGGCAUCGGGCGCCCUGCGGACAACCAUGCUCCCGGCUUGCUGCUUGGAGACGGCGCUGCUGCUUCUCUUGCUGACCGAGGCGGCAGCGGCAGGAGGGCGACCAGGAGGCGGCGGCGCUGCCGAGGGCCACCCCAGCGCCGCUUGCGCUUCCGCGGCGUCGGUGGGCGGCCGCGCAUCCCUCGACAGGGACGCCCAGGCUCUUUGCGACGAGAAGGGCUGCGACGCGCGGGCACUGGGCGAGUCGUGCGGCGUCUACACCCCGGGCUGCGCGCCAGGCUUGCGCUGCGUCCCUCGGCCCGGCGAGCGCACUCCGCUGCACGCCUUGCUCCGCGGCCAGGGGGUCUGCGUGGCAGGAGGCGGCGGCCGGAACCAGACGAAGGCGGCGCCCGCGGCAGGUGAUGGUUGGGAGGAGAAUCGCCAUGCCGGUCAAUCAACAGCAGAGCCUCUCCUGUUACAGAGCCAGGAUCCACUGCAAGAGGUCACAGUUGGCAAAACCCAACUACAGCAGCUCUCCCUGAGCAGUGAUACCAAACAGGAGCAUGAUAUGGCUCCUUGCCGCAGGCACCUGGCAGCCAUCUUGCAGGAGUUGAAGGCCCCACUUUACCAGAAUGGUCAAGACAUCUUCAUUCCCAACUGUGACACCAAAGGGUUCUACAGGCGUAAGCAGUGUCAGGCAUCCAAGGGACAGAAGAGAGGCCAGUGCUGGUGUGUGGAUAAGAGAGGCCGCCGGUUGGAGGGUAUGGAAGAAAAACCCCUUUGCCUGCUUCCCAAUGUCGACUGAGCAGUUGGGAGUAGAGUGCUCCAGCAGCAGAGAUGCUGGUCCAGGAAGAAUCUCUCUACCAGAACUGUUGCAAAUAUUUGCUUUUAACUUAUUGUGCUGUUGCUGCCUUGCUGGGACCUUGCAUUCCCUGGAAUAACCUUGGAACAGCUGUUGCAUCUGAUAAUUUACAGAAGGGUGGAGGAGCCUGGACUGGCUGCAUCACAACAUGGGCCAAGAGGAGGCUUCUGGCUAAAGAUGUUUUCUUGGAUAAGCUAUCAGUGGUUGCACUGCAAAGAUAAGCUGGCACCUAAGCCAGCUUUACUUUUAGUAGAUGUUGCAUGCAUCCUAUGUCCUAAGCCGGUAGGGAGACAUGAGUAGCCAGAUACUGGGUGUGGGGAGGAGAACUAGGGCUGAACUAAAGCUUUUUACCAAGCUAGAAGUAAUAGGAAAAAUGAGAAAGGAGAGAACUUUGUAAAAACAGAUGACCAUAGAGAGCCCACAAGGGCACUAUGAAAUGGGAAAGGAUGAGAACAGCAACCUCACACCAUUACCAACACCUAGAAUUAGAAUGAGAUAGCAUGGAAGGGAUAAAUGGUACAGGGCACUGGGACACUCGUGGUUGUUCUUUUUUCCACUAAAACUUGCUUGGUCCUUAGCCUGCCCUCUGUAUCAUAUUGCCUUACAGCUUCUUCUCUAGCAGAUCAUGGGGAGAGCUACAUGGAGGGGGUCUGUGGUUGCCUAGGUUUCCCCUAUUCUCUGCCAUGUGCUUUAAUUGGGCAGGGGGUGGAUUCUGUAUGAUUCACUGGCACUGGAUUCAAUAAAUCUGAGGACUAUAUAACAUG
Messenger RNA from Zootoca vivipara (common lizard), 2172 nucleotides. RefSeq names its product insulin like growth factor binding protein 6 (gene IGFBP6). Gene Ontology annotation, molecular function: insulin-like growth factor II binding; insulin-like growth factor I binding. The record is from RefSeq and is a predicted model, not a curated record. NCBI's taxonomy places the organism in Eukaryota, Metazoa, Chordata, Lepidosauria, Squamata, Lacertidae. Gene Ontology annotation, biological process: regulation of insulin-like growth factor receptor signaling pathway. Gene Ontology annotation, cellular component: extracellular region.